AUGGCAUUUGCAAAUCAAAAAGGAAAAAAGAAUCCUUUUAAAGAUAUACACAACAUACUAAAAAAAGGUUUGGUUCUAUUUGUUAAUAGUGAUAAACAAAAGCAAAAAGGAAAAAAGAAUCCUUUUAAAGAUAUUCAUACACUUUACACUAGUAACUGUGAAUUAUCUAAAGAACAACCUAGUAUUAGUAUAGACUUCAAUUUAUCUGAUAAAAUUCCUUUACCAAACAUGCAUAUAAUUUUACUAUUGACUGUUAUUGUACCUACCGAUAAUUACUCUGGUAGUUGUCCCGACUAUAUCAAUAAUUUCAAAUAUUCUCCUUCCGGGGUUUCUGAUCGUCCUUACGGAGGAGCAUUUUUACCAAAUUUUGAUGUAACUCUCAAGACAGGAAUUCCUGAGACUAUACUAGUUAUUUAUGUCACAGACCCUGGAUAUAACGUUUCUAGUCAAUCAACUUCCAUUAAUAUGGAAAUGAUAAAUGAUUUAGAUUAUGAUCUAUAUCUUAAUCCAUCUAGAUAUAAUAAUCCACCAACUCCAUUUGAUUAUUCGCUUAACUUGAAAAAUAUGUUUCUUUUAUCGCAACCUAAAAAUGACAGAGUUAUUGUUCCACUUGAUGAUACAAAUUCGUUAAACAAGACUGCAAACAGAACUUUAUAUGCAGAAAUACGGUUUUUCACAGAUCCUUCCAGCCCUACAAAGGAAGAAAAAGAGAUUAAGAACAAAUCCGUUUUAAACUUACUAGGUAUUAUUGGCGGUAUUUGGAGCGCCAUGGCAGCUUUUUAUGCACUUUUAUUUGGAUUUGGUAUAAUCUCUCCGUGGGGUUUAGUACAAAAAUCGAAGUUAUUUAAAAAUAAAUAUAAAGAUAAACUCUUACCAUUUGCAGCUGACUUACAGUCUGAAGAACAUGGUACUGAAGAAAAACUUGACACCAAAGAACGCAGGAAUUCCUCAAUGCAAAAACGGCUUGAUAAUUUAGAAAGGAGAGUCCAAUUCUAUGAUAAUGUUAUCGAUAUCUCAUUAUUAACUUCUGUUAAAACAGAUGCAUCUCCCGCUAUUGAUGAUAGCAACUCUUCGUAA
Molecule: messenger RNA, 1077 nt
Organism: Dentiscutata heterogama
Lineage: Eukaryota; Fungi; Glomeromycota; Glomeromycetes; Diversisporales; Gigasporaceae
Source: the annotation of a GenBank genome assembly